GAGAUGACACUGCGUGACUUCAGGAAAAAGCUGCCAGUGUCCGUGCAGGAGUACAACACCAUGAUGACAAAGACCAUCAUAUCAUGUGACGUGACUCGAGUGUUGGGAACUUCAGGCUCUGACUAUAUAUUCAUCGUGUUCAACAAUCGCAUUCGCUGUAUAUCACUAUUUUCGGGGCAGACUGUUGUCAGGAAAGGUCCAUUACCAAGUGCUGAUGAUGAGCAGGAGGAUGAAGAGGAAGACACUGAUCGCUUCAACGGCUGUAUUAUUGAUGAGACCCUUCUAGAUCUGCCCCUAUCCACAGACUGUACAGUGGUCAGCUUUGAAGGCCGAAUACACCUGGUCCUGUUUGCAAGGAAAAUGUCCAAGAUGUACAUAGUCACGUUCACAGACAAAAACAAUUAUGUAGACAGACGGGCUCUGUGGAAGACGUAUACCACAAUACCAAAUCAUCAGAUUGUCCCACGUGAACUAAGAGUGAACACGAGUGAUUGGCUGAUGGACGACGUACAACACGUGAGUGUGGCGGCACGCAAGAUACUCCUACGUAAGGUGGAUAUGGAAAUGAGGAAGGCGGGGCUUAUCAGGGACCAUCCACGCACCAUUAAACGAAUCAUGCUGUCAGACAAAGUGGAAAAUUACAAGACACUUGAUAAAACAGUCACAGAGAGAGCCUUGCUGGACAAGGAAGCGGUGAUGCAGAGACGGGCUGCAAGUCGAGCUGAGACUGCCAGCCCAAAAAUAGACGAGGACGAUAAAUUCUAGUGAUCUUGUUGCCUUAGUGAUAUCAUAUGAAAUGCGAUUCCUUUUCUAUGGAGCCUGAUACCAUAGCUUCUAGUGAUAUUCUCGCAUAUUGAUUUCAUU
Molecule: messenger RNA, 864 nt
Organism: Dreissena polymorpha
Lineage: Eukaryota; Metazoa; Mollusca; Bivalvia; Myida; Dreissenidae
Exons: 6
Coding region: 4-765 (253 amino acids)
Source: RefSeq, a predicted model, not a curated record